AAAAUUGAUAAGGAAACCCCUUCAUCAUUCUCUAGGCAAACAAAUAAAAAUCCAGCAAAAAAAGGUUCUCUCACUCCACUAUUUUGCACUUGUAGAGUUCUUCUAUAGUUGUAUUACUACUUUCUUUAUUCUCUCCAUUCUACUCUCCCUCACAUCGAAAGAUAGGAGUUAUUUGUCGAGGCUAUUUUUGCUUUUCUCCCUUGUAAAUUUCAUCAUUUUGCUUAAACCCUAAUUUGAUAAUUUGAACUUCAUAUUAAACCUUUCGUUUCGAAUUUCAGAUUUUUCUCAACUGCCAUGGGUUCCGAUGCGGAUAUGGAAGAUUACGGAUUUGAGUACUCCGAAGACGAUGCAGAGGAGCAAGAUGUAGAUAUUGAAAAUCAGUACUAUAAUUCCAAAGGUUUGGUUGAGACUGACCCUGAGGGUGCGCUUGCUGGUUUUGCGGAGGUGGUUCACAUGGAACCAGAGAAGGCAGACUGGGGCUUUAAGGCAUUAAAGCAAACAGUGAAGCUUUAUUAUCGGUUGGGAAAGUAUAAGGAGAUGAUGGAAGCGUACAGGGAGAUGUUGACGUACAUUAGAUCAGCUGUGACAAGAAAUUAUAGUGAGAAGUGUAUAAACAACAUUAUGGAUUUUGUUUCUGGGUCUGCCAGCCACAAUUUUGAUCUCCUGCAAGAAUUCUACCAAACAACUCUGCGGGCUCUUGAAGAGGCUAAAAAUGAGAGACUAUGGUUUAAAACUAAUCUGAAGCUUUGCAAAAUCUGGUUUGACAUGGGUGAAUAUGGACGGAUGAACAAGAUAUUAAAGGAACUUCACAAAUCAUGUCAAAAAGAAGAUGGUACAGAUGACCAGAAGAAAGGAACACAACUAUUGGAGGUCUAUGCAAUUGAAAUUCAAAUGUAUACUGAGACCAAGAACAAUAAGAAACUCAAGCAACUAUACCAGAAGGCACUCACGGUUAAGUCAGCAAUUCCACAUCCAAGAAUAAUGGGAAUCAUUCAUGAAUGUGGAGGUAAAAUGCACAUGGCAGAGCGUCAGUGGGCAGAAGCGGCCACUGAUUUUUUUGAAGCAUUCAAGAAUUAUGAUGAAGCGGGAAACCAACGACGUAUCCAAUGUCUGAAAUACUUGGUUCUUGCAAACAUGUUAAUGGAAUCUGAGGUGAAUCCGUUUGAUGGACAAGAGGCAAAGCCUUACAAAAAUGAUCCUGAAAUUUUGGCGAUGACAAAUUUGAUAGCAGCUUAUCAGCGAAAUGAGAUUCUGGAGUUUGAGAAGAUCUUGAAGAGUAACAGGAGAACAAUUAUGGAUGAUCCCUUCAUCAGGAAUUACAUUGAAGACCUAUUGAAAAAUAUUAGGACACAAGUUUUGCUCAAGCUAAUCAAGCCUUACACAAGAAUCAGGAUACCUUUCAUAUCCAAGGAGCUUAAUGUCCCGGAAGCAGAUGUUGAGCAGUUGUUAGUGUCACUUAUUUUGGACAACCGAGUUCAAGGACACAUUGACCAAGUGAAUAGACUAUUGGAGCGCAGUGACCGAUCCAAGGGAAUGAAGAAGUAUACAGCUAUCGAAAAGUGGAACACACAGCUCAAGUCAUUAUAUCAAACGGUUAACAACAGAGUUGGUUGAAAGUGGUCUAUAUAUGGGUGGUUGCUUGUUUUUGAUUUUUGUGGUUGCACCCCUUUACUGGAACGGGGACAUAGUUGGACAAAUGGAAUGAAGAGCUGAAGUAGUAUCGACAACGGCAGUGUUUUGCAAAUAAUUUUUUUAACCCCCCUUGUUUACUGUUCCCUUAAGUUACAUGUAAAUUGAAGCCUUUUCUGAGAUGCAUCGCCAGUAGUUUAAAACGUCCUUUACAUUGCCUUUUUCGCCUUGAUGGUAAAUCUGUGGAAAGUGGUCCGAUUGAGCAUUUGGUUGCA
Beta vulgaris subsp. vulgaris (sugar beet) is the source of this 1904-nucleotide messenger RNA. RefSeq names its product COP9 signalosome complex subunit 2. The record is from RefSeq and is a predicted model, not a curated record. Gene Ontology annotation, cellular component: COP9 signalosome. The transcript has 12 exons. The coding region runs from base 295 to 1614 and encodes 439 amino acids. NCBI's taxonomy places the organism in Eukaryota, Viridiplantae, Streptophyta, Magnoliopsida, Caryophyllales, Amaranthaceae. Gene Ontology annotation, biological process: protein deneddylation.